Molecule: messenger RNA, 672 nt
Organism: Galendromus occidentalis (western predatory mite)
Lineage: Eukaryota; Metazoa; Arthropoda; Arachnida; Mesostigmata; Phytoseiidae
Exons: 1
Coding region: 1-672 (223 amino acids)
Source: RefSeq, a predicted model, not a curated record
AUGGAGCACGUCACAUUCGAGGACACUUUCGAGGAGCUACGCUCAGCGCCAGGCCACCAGCGUUCUCGACUCGGUGAGACCGACGAGCCGCGGAAGAAUCGGGCAGAAGGGGGUCGCAAGACGCCGCGGGUAUGCAGAUUCCAUGCGAAGUUUGUUGAGAAAGCCAGAAAUUGUCCCAUGCCGCGUUCUUUAGACGGAAAAAAGGCGCCAGUGCAGAGGAACGAGGAACGAGCAUACCGGCCGUCUGUGCUCGCUCUCGCGGCCGGCUCUCAACCAAAGGGCGAUCUUUUCUUCGUUCAGUGCAAUCUCUCUGGCCGCCGUUUCCUGGUCGAUCCAGGGGCUCAGGUCAGCAUGGUUCCGCCGUCGCAGAGCGAGAGAGGCACUCCCACCGAUCGUCAUCUUCUUGUUGCAAACCACAGCAAUAUCAACACAUACGUCAUGAACGACCUUUCCCUGAACCUUGCAGGACGUUUCACACACGUCUGUGAAUUGAUCAUCGCCGAUGUCACCCAUCCCAUCCUGGGCUACGACUUUCUCAGGAGCGCCGGACUCCUCGUCGACCUCCGCGGACGGAGGUUACUCGACAACCACUCUUUGGUGUCCAUACCAUUGCAGCCCGCGCGGUUUCGGAGCGCAAUCGGUAACCUUACGAGACCGGGCAACGAGUUCUAG